AUGCUGGCGUCACCGCGCUGGUCGCAGCACCAGCCAACGUCGUCGGUCUUCAUCUGGACGAGCGAGAAGGACGCUGCGCUGGACGACCAAGUGGCAAGCAGCAUCCGUGAGAGCCUCGAGGCCACCGACGACGUGGACGACGAGCUCGUCCGCGAGAUCUACGCGGCACGGUUCCCGCUCGGC
Molecule: messenger RNA, 183 nt
Organism: Saprolegnia parasitica CBS 223.65
Lineage: Eukaryota; Oomycota; Saprolegniomycetes; Saprolegniales; Saprolegniaceae
Exons: 1
Source: RefSeq, a predicted model, not a curated record